AGUAGCUUCUUGGACAAGUCUUUCUGUCACACUGUCAGGUAGUGGUGAAUUUGUUUGUCCAAAGCGCAGGCAGAGAUGGACAUGGCAGACUACAGCGAGGCUCUGGACCCAGCAUACACCACGCUGGAGUUUGAAAACAUGCAUGUGCUUGCUAUGGGUGCAGACUCGUCACCAGCUGAGAGCACCAACAUGAGCUCCACCGGCCACUUAACGGCAGGCAGCCUGUGUGCCAUAUGUGGAGACAGAGCCACCGGCAAGCACUACGGCGCAUCCAGCUGUGACGGCUGCAAAGGCUUCUUCAGGCGCAGCGUCCGCAAAAACCACAUGUACUCGUGCAGGUUCAAUAGACAAUGUAUUGUGGAUAAAGACAAGAGAAAUCAAUGCAGAUACUGCAGACUCAAGAAGUGCUUCAGGGCUGGCAUGAAGAAAGAAGCCGUGCAGAACGAAAGAGACAGAAUCAGCACCAGGAGAUCCAGCUAUGAAGACAGCAGUUUACCGUCCAUCAAUGCACUCAUUCAGGCAGAUGUCUUGUCAAGACAGAUCACCUCCCCUGCUCCUAUCCUGAACGGCGACAUUCGGACCAAAAAGAUCGCCACCAUCACAGAUGUGUGCGAGUCCAUGAAACAGCAGCUUCUGGUGCUAGUGGAGUGGGCCAAAUACAUUCCGGCCUUCUGUGACCUGCCCCUAGAUGACCAGGUGGCAUUGCUUCGAGCUCAUGCUGGAGAGCAUCUGUUGCUUGGUGCUGCAAAACGGUCGAUGCUAUAUAAAGAUAUUCUCCUAUUGGGAAAUGACCACAUCAUUCCCAGGAACUGUCCAGAACUAGAGGUGGGCCGGGUAGCUGUGAGAAUCCUGGACGAGCUGGUGCUUCCCUUUCAGGAACUUCAAAUAGAUGACAGUGAAUAUGCCUGCUUGAAAGCCAUAGUUUUCUUUGACCCAGAUGCAAAGGGUCUGAGUGACCCGGGGAAGAUCAAACGGAUGCGGUACCAGGUUCAGGUCAGCCUGGAGGACUACAUCAACGACCGACAAUACGACUCCCGCGGACGUUUCGGGGAGUUGCUCUUAUUGCUGCCGACCUUACAGAGCAUCACCUGGCAAAUGAUUGAACAAAUUCAAUUUGUCAAACUUUUUGGCAUGGCCAAGAUUGACAAUCUUCUCCAGGAAAUGCUUCUCGGAGGUUCUGCCAAUGAAGCUCCACAUGCACCUCAUUCUCUUCACCCUCAUCUUGUUCAGGAGCAUCUCAGUAGCAACGUCAUUGUCACAAGCAACAUGCCAACGCCCAUCCAUAAUGGACAAAUUUCCACUCCGGAAACUCCAAUACCAUCCCCACCUACAGCCUCUAGCUCAGAACAUUAUAAAAUAGCCCAAGGGGUCAUAGCCACCGUGCCUAAACAGCAAACCUCUAUUCCUCAACCGACCAUUACCAAGCAAGAAGCCAUCUAACAGCCCUGCUCGCCGCUUGGAGUCUUUAUUCGUUCAGUUUUUAUACUGUUAGACAAGGGUCUUGAUUUGUAACUUUCCGAGGCUUAAAGCUGUCAACUUGACAUAAACAAAGUAUCUAACUGCCUUGAAAGUAAUUACAAUAUUGUCCCUUGCUGUUUCUAGUUUCUAGUCUACUGGGAUCCACUUUAUACAUGCAGUUUAAUGCUACAGAAAAAAAAAGUAUCAACGCUAUUUAUCGUUCUGUAUGAUUGGCAUUUAGAACAUGGUUGUGUACAGUAUAUAGAUUUUUGAAAGGCUUACAUCGCUUUCAUUUGCAUGGACUCAGUGUGUGCAGAAAAGCUUAAGCUUGACACGGCGAUGAAGUCAUGUCAGUAUUUUAUGAAUGUUACAGGGCUUUGCAUUCUGUCUGGUGUUGUGUGUCUUUACAUUUCAUGUCCACGAGUGAUGUAAUUGUGUGGAGUCACAUUGCAUUUUAUCAAAGCUUACGGAAAAAAAACACAUGUUAAAAACCGCUUAUCUUGUUAUGCUAGAUCUGUGUAACAAAACUCAAAUAUAUGUUUGUUUUAUAUGCUAAAAAUAAGUCCUGCUUUUAAAAAUAUUUUUUAUGAAGCAGGAACACUGAGGAUGUUCCCCAGGAACAUGUGGGUUUUUGUUUUUUUAAAGAAAAUUGUAUAUUUUUGUUUAGUACUUUUAAGUCAUGUUUUAACUGAUAAUAAAUUGUGCCUUGUAACCUGUGCUGCCUUACAACCAUGCAAUGUGUUGCCAUACAAUGUGAAGAUGAACUAAUAAAUCAAGGUCUA
Messenger RNA from Entelurus aequoreus (snake pipefish), 2240 nucleotides. It is a transcript of the gene hnf4a, whose product is annotated as hepatocyte nuclear factor 4, alpha. Gene Ontology annotation, molecular function: zinc ion binding; RNA polymerase II cis-regulatory region sequence-specific DNA binding; nuclear receptor activity. Gene Ontology annotation, biological process: cell differentiation; anatomical structure development; positive regulation of transcription by RNA polymerase II. The record is from RefSeq and is a predicted model, not a curated record. Bases 76 to 1440 code for a protein of 454 amino acids. NCBI's taxonomy places the organism in Eukaryota, Metazoa, Chordata, Actinopteri, Syngnathiformes, Syngnathidae. The transcript is spliced from 10 exons.